Molecule: messenger RNA, 1522 nt
Organism: Ctenocephalides felis (cat flea)
Lineage: Eukaryota; Metazoa; Arthropoda; Insecta; Siphonaptera; Pulicidae
Product: regulator of microtubule dynamics protein 3-like
Exons: 9
Coding region: 250-1398 (382 amino acids)
Cellular component (GO): mitotic spindle pole; spindle microtubule; cytoplasm
Molecular function (GO): microtubule binding
Source: RefSeq, a predicted model, not a curated record
CAAAUAUGCAAAUAAAAUCGUUCUUGUCUAAUUAAAUAUGUGUAUUUAUAAACAAGUUUAAAAUAUGUGGACUUCGGUUUAUACCUUAUCAAUGGCGAUAAUAAUCGCGCGGUCAUGAAUAGUAACAUAUAAUAAAUAUGAAAAUAUAAGAUCAUUAUGUAUAUUUGUGAAUAAUUUAUUCACUUUGUUUAAUACAAUUGGAAUUAGUUUUACUCUACAUCACAUUUAAAAACACCUAAAUUGUCCAAGAUGAGUAAUACAGCGCCCAAUUAUAUGUUUGGAAUUAUGGGUGCCUGCGUUGUCGGAAUAGUUGGUGCAGCAGGAAUGUUUAUAUAUGAAAAGGUUCUAGCUGAGAAGAAGCGUCGUAUGUUAUGCAAACAAGUAGAUAGUCUCGAUAAACGUUUAGAAUCUCUGCAAGCAGAAUUGGAUGCUUUGCGUAAGCUACAGAAAGAAACAGCACAAAAAGAAGCAAACAAAUCAAAACACAGGCGCAAAAGAAUAAAACCUUUAGAUGGAUCAGUUAAAAGUACAAAAUCUGAAACCGAUUCUCCUGUGUUGUAUAAUUCAGAUACAGAUAUGUAUACCUCAGCUUUGUCAACAGAUAUGGACAAUUCAUCAGAUGAAUUUUAUGAUUUAUCUACUGAUACUGAAGAUGAAAAAACUACUAGUGUGGUUGAGGCUCUUGAAAUAGUUGACAAUACUCUUAAGGCAAGUCAUAAUAGUGAAGCAGAUCUUAAAUCUGUUUUAGUUAAAUUAAAUGAAACAACAAAACAAUCUAAUGAAAAUGCAGAAUUAUACUGGAGACUAGCUAAAGUUUGUUAUAGGCUCUCUAUUUUGGCAACAGGACAAGAAAGAGAGGAAUGGAUAAGCAAAGGGUUAAUCAAUGCUGAAAAAGCUUUAGAAUUAAAUGAAGCUAAUUCAGAAUGUCAUAAAUGGUAUGCAAUACUUAUGGGCUCAAGAGUUGAAUUUUUAGGUAUCAAAGAUAAAAUCGAAGAAGGUUUUGUGUUUAAGAAGCAUGUUGAACGAGCUUUGGAAUUAAAUCCUAGUGAUCCUUACUUAUAUCAUUUACUUGGCAGAUUUAAAUAUGAGGUGUCUGGUUUAACAUGGAUAGAAAGAAAAUUGGCAUCUAGCUUGUUUGCUGAACCCCCCACAUCUACUUAUCCCGAAGCUAUUGAAGAUUUUAAAAAAGCAGAGGAACUUUCAAUACUGCCUUCACGAGAUAAUAGGUUUCUUCUUGCAAAAUCAUAUAUAGCUAUCAGUGACUUUGAGAAUGCAGCUAAAUGGUUAAAACUAGCUAAAAGUACACAAUCAGAUGGCAGUGCUACAAGUAAGGUUAAUGAUGAAGAAUUAGAUCGCUUGCUGUCAAAAUAUAGCAAUCUAGAAAAUUCUAUGGAUUGAAGUUUGCAUUCUAUAUCUUGCUCAUAUAGUAUAAAUUGCCUAAUUCAUAGCCCAUAAAUACUUUAGGAUAAUUAAGUAUCGACUGAAACAUAAUUUAUGUUAAAAUAAGUUCAAAUUGUUGACA